Messenger RNA from Dentiscutata erythropus, 438 nucleotides. The record is from the annotation of a GenBank genome assembly. Lineage: Eukaryota; Fungi; Glomeromycota; Glomeromycetes; Diversisporales; Gigasporaceae.
AUGAAGUUAAAAGCAAAUCUGGAUAAGUGCUUUUUCUUUCGGCCUCACCUUCAGUUCUUGGAGCAUAUUGUUGGACGAGACAGAGUCUGCCCUGAUUUCGAAAAAAUAAAAAAGGACUUGCGUCCUAUUAUUGAAAGUUCAUUCCGAAUUUCACGUCGAUUGCCGCCCCUUGCACUAUCUUUUGAAGGAAAAUGUCUGGGUGCCGUGUUGGCUCAGAAAGACGACCUUGGAAAGGAGUAUGUGGUGGCCUAUGCGAGCCGCGCAUUAAUCAAAACCGAAAAAAACUAUAACACUACGGAACUUGAGUGCCUUGCCAUGUUGUGGGUAGUCAAAUAUUUCUGCCAUUACUUUGGUUUAGAUCCUUUCUUUGUUGUCAUGAAUUACGCGGCCUUGAAGUGGCUACAAACUUCAGUAUUGACCGGUCGACGAGCUCGCUGA